AUGUCCUCCGACGUCACGGUGAGUCGCGCGCGGCACAGUCUGUCUUCGCAGGCGUUUGGGGCGGCUGUGCCGCAACUCGAUGAUGUCCUUGCGACUCUGGGAACUCCUGAGGAGUCCACAGAGGAUGAAGACGACCUCAUCGCUGCGUGA
This is a messenger RNA of Cladocopium goreaui, 150 nucleotides long. NCBI's taxonomy places the organism in Eukaryota, Dinophyceae, Suessiales, Symbiodiniaceae. The record is from the annotation of a GenBank genome assembly.